Messenger RNA from Penicillium mononematosum, 528 nucleotides. RefSeq lists its product as uncharacterized. The coding region runs from base 1 to 528 and encodes 175 amino acids. The transcript is spliced from 2 exons. Lineage: Eukaryota; Fungi; Ascomycota; Eurotiomycetes; Eurotiales; Aspergillaceae. The record is from RefSeq and is a predicted model, not a curated record.
AUGCAGGGCCCCCCGGGCCUCAAGGGCUUCAGGGCGAGAAGGGGACUCCGGGGGCUCAAGGCCCGGCAGGUCCUCAAGGAUCCCAAGGCCCAGCAGGCCCUCAAGGAGAGCAAGGACCAGCAGGUCCUCAAGGAGAGCAAGGACCAGCAGGUCCUCAGGGCAAUCAGGGGUCUCCUGGCCCUGCCGAACAAUGGAACCGAACAAAAUCCUACCCCUGGUGGCGGAGGCAUUGCCCGAGGAGAUGCUGCCCAAAUUAACGCGGAUUUACCACCUUCUACCAGUCAAGGGGGCAUUGCCAAUGGCUACUCUGCACAAACGGAGAGUGCGUUGCCCAUUGUCGGACAGGCAGGUAUAGCCAAUGGAAAUACCGCAAAUUCAAAUGCAGAUUUACCUUUGGCUGAAGGAGGAAUUGCUAAAGGCGAUGCUGGGAAUACUAAUGCGGAUUUACCCUCUGCUACUGGCGGAAUGGGAGGGAUUGGAAAUGGCAAUACAGCACUUACCAACGAUAAACUGCCUCCAGCGAGAUAA